AUUCCCCAGUUGUUAACCCCGAUUUGCUAAAAAAUAUGUCAAAGGGGAAAGUUUAAAAAGAUUUCACCAAUAAUUAUUCUUAAAUGUGAAUGAAAAAUGUCGCUCGUCACCCUGUUUAAGUCUGUUAGAAUCAACCUACGAUCGCCAUGCACCUUGGUGUCGGCUUGUCGUUUCAACUCGACAACAAAUAAUACAAACAACAACUCCACGGAGCAAAAUGAGCAGUACGAAGAAGACAUCAAGGAAAAAAUUUUGUGCGCCUCGCUGAAGUUCGUGCCCGAACUGGGUUGGAGCAAGGACGCGCUAAGCGCAGGCGCACAAACAGUCGGUUAUCCUGGCGUGACCCACGGCCUUUUUCACAGCGGUGGGGCAGAUCUAGUGCACUAUUUUCAGGUUUCUUCCAACAAUAAAUUGGUGGAAAUACUCAAGAAGUUACAAGAAGACAGUAACCCUCUGCCUCCAGUGGAGUUCGUCGAAAAAGCUUGCAAAGAGCGUUUGCAAAUGGUCGUGCCUUAUUUAGGAAAAUGGCCGCAGGCAAUCGCAAUCAUGUCUCUACCUCCAAACGUGCCCAACUCUUUGGCAACUCUAUUGACAAUGGUGGACGAUAUUUGCUACUAUGCGGGCGAUAGAUCUGUAGAUUUUAAUUGGUACCUGAGAAGAAUAGGCAUAGCGGGUGUGUAUAAGGCGACGGAACUGUACCUGAUUCAAGACAAAUCGGCGGAACAUGAGGAAUCGUGGAGAUUUUUGAACAGGCGUUUAGAAGACGCCGUGCAACUUCACGAUUUGAUCAGCAAAAGCGACGUUGCCAGCCAGGGCGCCAAGGACACCGCCUUGUCUGCAUUUGUAACGGCAAGAAAUAUCCUUGGUCUAAACUGGAAUAGAUAGUAUUAUGCGAAAAAUGCACAAUUUUAAAUUAAUUGCUUAUUAUAAAAUAUUAUUUCAAUUGGUGUGUACUUUUAUGAUACAAAUUAUAUUUUACACUUGUUAUUAUUUAAUGUUUAUUUUUGUUAUUUCAAUUUUUUUAAUUCCCAAGUUUGUUCCACCCCCAUAACUAUUUUUAUGUAGC
Molecule: messenger RNA, 1066 nt
Organism: Brassicogethes aeneus
Lineage: Eukaryota; Metazoa; Arthropoda; Insecta; Coleoptera; Nitidulidae
Source: the annotation of a GenBank genome assembly